Molecule: messenger RNA, 1287 nt
Organism: Dovyalis caffra
Lineage: Eukaryota; Viridiplantae; Streptophyta; Magnoliopsida; Malpighiales; Salicaceae
Source: the annotation of a GenBank genome assembly
AUGGCAUGUCGCCGGUUUGUCAAUCAGCAGGUACAAAUUAGAUCAGGAGCGAGAUUCAUGUCGUCGUGGUGGCAGAGCGUUGAACCUGCACCUAAGGAUCCCAUUCUAGGUGUAACUGAAGCUUUUCUUGCCGAUCCCAGUCCUGAAAAAGUCAAUGUUGGAGUUGGUGCGUAUCGAGAUGAUAAUGGAAAGCCCGUUGUUCUGGAAUGCGUCAGAGAAGCUGAGAGGAGGAUCGCCGGCAACUUGAACAUGGAGUAUCUUCCUAUGGGAGGGAGUGUGAAAAUGGUGGAAGAAACAUUGAAGCUGGCAUAUGGAGAGAAUUCUGAGUUUAUCAAAGAUAAAAGGAUAGCUGCAGUGCAAGCUCUAUCUGGUACUGGUGCAUGCCGACUUUUCGCAGACUUUCAGAAGCGCUUUCGUCCUGAUUCCCAGAUCUUCAUACCAGUCCCGACAUGGUCCAACCAUCACAACAUCUGGAGAGAUGCUCAGGUCCCUCAAAGGACUUAUCAUUACUACCACCCAGAAUCCAAAGGUUUAGAUUUUGCUGCCCUGAUGGAUGACAUUAAGAAUGCUCCCAAUGGCUCAUUCUUUCUACUUCAUGCCUGUGCACAUAAUCCUACUGGGGUUGAUCCAUCAGAAGAACAAUGGAGAGAGAUCUCGCACCAAUUCAAGGCUAAAGGUCAUUUUGCCUUCUUUGAUAUGGCAUAUCAAGGAUUUGCUAGUGGUGAUCCAAACAGAGAUGCAAAGUCCAUUAGGAUUUUUCUCCAGGAUGGUCAUCAUAUUGGUAUUUCCCAAUCAUAUGCAAAAAAUAUGGGACUCUAUGGCCAGAGAGUAGGAUGCCUCAGUGUGCUUUGUGAAGAUGAGAAACAAGCAGUGGCUGUAAAGAGUCAAUUGCAGCAAAUUGCAAGACCUAUGUACAGCAAUCCUCCUGUUCAUGGUGCACUUAUUGUGUCAACUAUCCUUGGAGAUCCCGAGUUGAAGAAAUUGUGGCUCCAGGAAGUGAAGGUAAUGGCUGAUCGCAUAAUUGGAAUGCGAACUAUGCUACGAGAAAACCUUGAGAAGUUGGGUUCGCCUUUGUCAUGGAAGCACAUCACUGAUCAGCAUACUGCUUAUUGCAAACAGAUUGGCAUGUUUUGCUAUAGUGGGAUGACACCUGAACAAGUUGACCGAUUGACAAAAGAAUUUCAUAUCUAUAUGACCCGUAAUGGUCGAAUAAGCAUGGCAGGUGUUACUACCGGCAAUGUUGGAUAUUUGGCAAAUGCUAUCAAUGAGGUCACGAAGCCUGCCUAA